Molecule: messenger RNA, 741 nt
Organism: Acanthosepion pharaonis
Lineage: Eukaryota; Metazoa; Mollusca; Cephalopoda; Sepiida; Sepiidae
Source: the annotation of a GenBank genome assembly
AUGAUCAGCCCUGACCCGCCUCUCUUUCUUUUACUUAGAACUCAUUGUUCUUUCUGUCUUUCUUUUUUCGUUGCCCACGUUUUCAUUUUCCUUCUUUUCUUUUUGUUGAUUUUUUUUGUCUUCUCUAAUUCUCUAUUUGUUUUCUUUCGCAACUGUUUUCUUUCUUUCUUUCAUCCAAACUGUAAACAUCUCUUUCUUCCUCAUUCUUUUCUUUUUUCUACAUUUUUUGCCUCUUUUAAUCUAUUUUCUUUCUCCUCUCUUUCUAUUUCUUUCUCCCUUUCAAAAUGUAUACAUUCCUUUUUUACAUUUAUUCUUCGCUCGAUUUUUUUCUUCUCUUGGGAAAUAUACACGUUCCUUCUUUUUAUAUUUAUUUCUUCCUAUCUUUUUCAUACUUUCUGUUUUCUGUCUUAUUUCUUUCUCCCUUUGAACAUAUACAUUUUCCUACGUUUUAUCUUUCUUUUCUUUCGUUUCUUUCUUUCUUUUUUCUUUUCCUUUUCCUCUUUCAAAAUAUACACUUUCCUUCUUUUAUAUAUUUCUUUCGUCUCUCUUCAAUUUUUAUUUCUUCUUUCUUUAGAUCUUUCAAGAUAUACAUAUUCUUUCUUUCUUUCUUUCUUUUUUCAACAAUCAGGUCUUCUUUAUUUUCUUUUUUUUAUUUUUCCUUGCUGUCACUCUCCAAAUAUCAAUAUUUAUGUCUCUCUUUCUCUUUUAAUUCUUGAAUGGAUCGGUUAUUUUUCAUUCUGA